This is a messenger RNA of Aspergillus candidus, 1940 nucleotides long. Its product is annotated as RING finger domain protein. The record is from RefSeq and is a predicted model, not a curated record. Gene Ontology annotation, molecular function: zinc ion binding. Bases 250 to 1707 code for a protein of 485 amino acids. Lineage: Eukaryota; Fungi; Ascomycota; Eurotiomycetes; Eurotiales; Aspergillaceae. The transcript has a single exon.
CAUUUCCCGGGCUUCCUCUGCUCUUUUUCAACUCUCCCCCAUCCAACGCCCAUCCUUAUCCCUUUCUUGGUUUGGAUCGUUGACCAUUUCAUAUUUCCCGGGACCAUUACGUCUAGGGUCUUCACGGGCUAUCUCUAUCGCUAGCUUGCCCCGCAGGAUGUUGCGCUCGGUUAUCUGACAUCUAACGCAUUCCCAUUUUCGCCUCCCAGCUUUAUCCCAGUCGUAUCCUCUUCGUUCGAUCCGUACACCAUGGCCUCGGUGCCAGGAUAUUCGGCGACAACGGGUCGCCCGCGAACGGCCGAAAGCCCGCGAUCGAGCACCCGCGAUGACGCAGUACCGAGAUCGGAGUCGAGUAGUGCACCACCGACAGGAUCCCUCGAGGAUCACGAGACUGUAUUCCUCAACAAACACCCUUCGAGCGAAGAUAACCUGGCCAGCGGCAAGCCCCCGGCCGCCAGCUUAACCACCGUCGACGAGCCUCGAAAAUGCUGGAUCUGUUAUACCGACGAGACGGAAGACUCGCCUCUGAACCAGGACUGGCGGUCGCCCUGCCCGUGCGCCCUGACGGCCCACGAAGCGUGUCUCCUCGACUGGCUGGCUGAUCUGGAGAACCCCCGCUCCCGCAAGCGCAACGGUCACAGUGCGAAGAUGGUGUGUCCGCAGUGCAAGUCCGAGAUCGUGGUCUCCCGGCCCCGCAGUUAUAUCGUGGACGUCGUGCGGUUGGUGGAAGGGGUCGCUAGCCGAUUAGUCCUGCCGGGGCUGCUCUUCACCGCGGCGGGCACGGUGUGGGCGGGGUGUUGCGCCCACGGGGUAUACUCGAUGUAUCUGAUCUUCGGGACGGAGGACGCCCGACACGUCCUGGAAGAGACGGCAGAGGGCACGUGGAAUUCGGGACUCAAUCUCGGCCUGCCGUUGAUCCCCAUGGCGUUGAUCUUCUCGCGCACUCGCUACGCCGAGGGCCUCCUCCCCGCCAUCCCGGUGCUGUUCUUCGCGACGCACAAUCCGGGUCAGGAGCCCGACAUGGAGCUCUGGCCGCCCUCGGCGACGAUGACCUUCGCGGCAUUGCCGUACGUGAAGAGUUUCUACGGCGCCCUCUACGACCGACUGUUCGGGCAACUGGAGCGCAAGUGGAUCGCCGAGGUCCAGCCCCGCCAGUCGGACGUCAACGAAUUCGACGACAACGCGCCGCCGGAACACCCGGAGCCCGACGCCCGCGGGGAGGUCGGCAACGGUCAGAUACUGAUGGAGAUUGACCUGGAACUACAAAUGGGCAUGGGGAACGAAGAUAACGACAACCCGCAGGAGGCGCUCGGGCUGGGCGCGGACAACGGACAGGGCGCGCAGAACCAGCUAGGCGUUGGCCAGAACAUGGGGCUUGGACGACGCGAGGAUAUGGUCUACGACACGGGCAGCCUCGCCGACAUCAUCCUGGGCGCUCUCGCAUUCCCAGCCAUCUCGGCCUCCAUGGGCGGAUUGCUCAAAUACGUCUUACCCAAGUCAUGGACGGCGGCAUCGACCCUGGAGCGCAGUCGUUCGGGUCUCUUGCAGACACGCUGGGGCCGCAGCGUUGUGGGUGGUUGUGUCUUCGUCCUGCUGAAAGAUGCACUGGUCUUGUACUGUCGAUGGAAGUUAGCGCAGACCCACCGACGACGAAAAGUGUUGAAUUACGAUCGGGCGAAGCGAGGGUCUGUCGGCGGUAAGCGGUGACUUCCUGGCAAGCAGCAUGCUCCUUGAUGAUAAUCGGUAUGAUGGUGCAUUCCCGGCGUUGUGAACCUUUCCCACGUUUAUUUCCCCCCUCUUUGUUUUAUUCUAGCUCUGUUUGUGCCCCCCUCUAUAAUGUGCUAUUGAUAGGUAGUUCCGAGCGUUCCUUUUUUCUUUGUUGUUUUAUUGGGUAAUCGCAACUCUGACUAGAAUGUCACUCUGUAAUCAACACGAUCCGG